Nicotiana tabacum (common tobacco) is the source of this 688-nucleotide messenger RNA. The record is from RefSeq and is a predicted model, not a curated record. Lineage: Eukaryota; Viridiplantae; Streptophyta; Magnoliopsida; Solanales; Solanaceae.
ACAUAUCCCAUGCACUACAUACAUCUGCCAAUCUUUCUCUGCUCCUCAGCUCUGCCAUUUCAGAGAACAAGUUAACUAAGACAUGGCCUCUAAUGUUUCGUCCGAUCGUGACGUUAAUCAGGUGGUGUUUGAAGCUACGUCUUGCGUGCGCAAAGUCACUCUAAAUAGACCAAGACAAUUGAAUUGUUUGACUUUCGAGAUGAUUUCUCAUUUGUUACGAACUUUCAAAGAGUAUGAACAAGAUCCACAAGUUAGACUUGUAAUAGUAAAGGGAAAAGGAAAAGCAUUUUGUGCGGGAGGAGACGUUGUUCGAGUGAUACAAUCCAUGCUACGAGGUGACUACCGUUCUGUUCUGGACUUUUACAGAAUGCAGCUAACAUUGGAUUAUUUGGUGGCAACAUACAAAAAACCAGUGGUUAUCCUCAUCAAUGGAGCAGUUAUGGGAGGAGGUGCUGGACUAUCCAUGAACGCAAAAUUCCGAAUCGUCACCGAAAAUACGGUGUUUGCCAUGCCAGAAGCAUCAUUUGGACAUCAUCCGGAUGUCGGAGCAUCUUAUUUUCUUUCAAGAUUACCUGGCCAUUUUGGAGAAUACUUGGGACUAACAGGGGCAAAAAUAAAUGGGUCAGAAAUGAUUGCCUGUGGCCUUGCAACUCAUUUUGUUUACUCAAAGGUAUGAUAUAAUUUUAUA